AGAAUAUGAACAGGCAAUUCGCAGAAGAGGAAAUGUUAAUGACCAAUAAACAUUAAGAGCUCUUCACCCUCACUAGUCAUGGAAAUGCAAAAUAAAAGUGACAUCUAAUUUUUCAUCCCUCGGGUUGGCAAAAUGAAAGACAGAUAAAUAUCCAGUACUAGCAAGCUCAUGGAGAAAUGUACAUCAUCAAGCAUUCUUGUUGAACAUCUUAACCUUGACCACCUUUGUAGAGAGUAAUUUGAUAAUACAUAGUGGAAAAAAAAUUUUUUUUAAUAUUCAUAUUCUUUGAUCCAGCAAUCCAAUUUAACUUAGAAAAAUAUCUGAAAACACAGCCUUCAGUGUCUCUGUCUCUUCUCUCUACCCCUCUCUUCUCUCCUGAUUUAGUGUCUCGCUUCCCAGCCAACUGGACUCUCAGCCCUCUUCCACCUCCAUCAGACUCUAGCCAACCGAAGCUAGUGCCUGGAACAGGGAGACGGUCAUGGGUCCCUGGAAGACCUUGUUUAGGACUCCCCCUGUGCUUUCAGGAAAGUGAGACCAAGGACAUCACAGAGCCAGUAUUUGCUUCGAGUUCUUGGAGCUGCUGACGACGUGCAGGACGCUGAUGGCACCUGGUAGAGGCUGCUUUGGCCUGGCCAUUCUGCUGGCAAUUGUGGACAUCCAGCUUGGUGAAUGCAUGACCAUCCACAGCUCCUUUUCCCAGGAAGGAAAGCGACUCAGCUUUAUCUGUACUCUGUGGCAUAAGAAAGAAGAGGCGGAGGGGGUUAUCAUGUUUUUUUGCAAGGACAAGUUUGGGGACUGCUCCCCUGAGAACAGCGUGGAGCAACUGAGACUGAAACGGCAUCCUGGGACAGACGGUAUCAGUGAAACGUCAUCUCAGUUGUUGUUCACCAUUGACCAGGCCAUGCCGUCGGACAGUGGGACCUACCAGUGUUGUGCCAGAAGCCAGAAGCCAGAUAUCCGCCUCCAGGGCCAUUUCAUCUCCGUUUUAGUCACAGACACAGGGAACUACACGGUGAUGGGACCAAAACAAACAGGACACCACGAGUUCAGCCAUAGUAAAGGUACUUUCAAUUCAGGCUUCCGGCAAGAAAAGCUCUGGGUGAUACCGAUGACCAGCCUGGUGGCCCUUCGAGGUAUGUUCGGAUAAACCCUAAGCACCCCAAGCAAUGCGGGUGCUAUACCUGUGACAUCUUGGUUAUUCUCCGAGGCUGGAAAGGAGGCCGAGUGGGAGAGGGAAAUGCUCCUCGAGCCCUGGCUGCCCACAGGAAACAAGUGAUCCAAAGGGACUAAAGAUUCCAUACUAGCUAGGCAAAGAUGGAUGAAUCACUUUCCACUGGGAAGGUCAGACCUAUGAGGAAAGGCCUGUGGGAGAGGCAGGUAAAUACAGCUGCCUCUACUUGUUGGAUGAACAGAGGGCUACAAGUUGAGGCCAUGAUGUGACAAUGAACAGGGCAAGACAGACUGGGUCUGAUGGGUUUUGAACAAUGCAGCUCUUCAGCAAAGGCUGAUGGCCAGACUGAGUCUAUUACACACUUCUAGCUGAGUCAGUCCUCUGACUGAUGCUGAUUCUUGCCUGUCCUUGGCAUUCGGAAUUCCAUUUUAUUUAGGCUUUCCUCAAAUCAAUAACCACCAUUUGGAGUGCUACCAGAAGGUAAGCUCUAUAAAUGCUGGGACUUUUUCUCUUGCUUACGCCAACAAAUAGCAGCAGGCACAUGUAGGCUCUUCAUAAAUUUGUUUAAAAGAAUGUGUAUGAUGGCUCAGGCUUUGCAUAUGAUGGUUCGACCACCUCAUACAACCCUUUCAGGCACAAGUUCCCUGAUUACUUACCAGAAAACAGGUCCAAGGAGAUUAAAUGUUGCCCCAGUUCACGGGAAUUAACGUUAGGUCCUUCUCACUCUAAAAUCUGGUGUCCUCAGCAAUCACCUGCUAUAAUCUAUAAGCUUCUCUCCACCCCUUCACCACCCUCCCCAUUUUGAGACAGCUUCCUCUCAUCGUUCCAGCCCCUUACACUAUCAAAAGAAAACAGACCCUUAUCGGUGGUCCAUGGCAAAGCCCUAGCAAACGUAGCCUACGCCACUUUUCAAGAGGAAACUGGUGAACAUCAAGCAGUCUGACGUUUGAGACAUGCUUCUUCAUUGAGUCUCAAUUCCCUCCGAUGGUUAGACUACUGUUAGUAAAAUAAAUCUUAUUUCUUCAUAUAGAAUAAAAACUGCAAAAAGAGGACAUUAAGCCUGGCCAUACAAUCUACUACCCCUGACUCCCAAUUUAUGCUAGAGCAAAAAAAUCUCUAAGCAGCUUCCCCCUCUCCAGUCAGGUGAAGAGAAUGCAAUUUUGAGAAUUCAUUCCUUUCCUUUAUUGUCCUUCCCCAACUCAAGACUUUGCAGAAUUAUGGAAGAGGUAGUGUUCAGCAGAAAAGUACACACAUUUUCCCAGAUGGGGGUCGCGUUAAAUCAAGUCAUCGUGCUCACAGUGGCGGAAAGGCUGGGGGAGUUUCUGGAUCUGUGCCUCCCUCAGCUGAUGAGUAAUUUCAGUGAGUAUUCUUGUCCGAUCACGGUGCCAAGCAUUCAGUGCUAUACAUGGAAAAACUACCCUGAAUUUUUUAUGGCAUUUGUUUCUUCUUUGAUUGUCCUACCUUGCAGCAAGGAGAUCAAAAGUUGGCUCCUUCCCCACUUCCACCAGGAUCAGUCAGAUUUGCGGAAAGAUUACAACUGCAACGUCAGCAGGAAGACACAGCACAUACCUUGUUUCUUCCUUUUCCACGCCCUCUCUAGUCUUGAGCACCUAUAAACACACAUCCCAGGACCAAUGAUAUGAGGUGUUAUUGCUAUUCUAAGUUGUGUGGCAGUAAUACAAACUUUCCUUUU
Molecule: messenger RNA, 2864 nt
Organism: Rhinolophus ferrumequinum (greater horseshoe bat)
Lineage: Eukaryota; Metazoa; Chordata; Mammalia; Chiroptera; Rhinolophidae
Gene: CD160
Product: CD160 molecule
Exons: 3
Coding region: 602-1147 (181 amino acids)
Biological process (GO): regulation of adaptive immune response
Cellular component (GO): plasma membrane
Molecular function (GO): transmembrane signaling receptor activity
Source: RefSeq, a predicted model, not a curated record